Molecule: messenger RNA, 1864 nt
Organism: Xiphophorus hellerii (green swordtail)
Lineage: Eukaryota; Metazoa; Chordata; Actinopteri; Cyprinodontiformes; Poeciliidae
Gene: f7
Product: coagulation factor VII
Exons: 8
Coding region: 23-1378 (451 amino acids)
Biological process (GO): proteolysis; blood coagulation
Cellular component (GO): extracellular region
Molecular function (GO): serine-type endopeptidase activity; calcium ion binding
Source: RefSeq, a predicted model, not a curated record
GAAGAGCGAUGGUAGCGUUCUGAUGAAAUCAACCAUGUUACUCAGGGUCUUCGUCAUCUUCGUCUUCAUCCUCCAGGACUCCCAGUCAGCUUCAGUCUUUCUGGAGCGACAGCAGGCCAACGGCGUCCUGGUCCGGACUCGCCGGUUCAACUCCGGCUGGUUUGAGGAGCUGAAAGUGGGAAAUCUGGAGAGGGAGUGUUUGGAGGAGAAAUGUAGCUUCGAGGAGGCCAGAGAGGUGUUUGAGCACGACGAGAUGACGAACGAGUUCUGGAAACGGUACUCCAUCCCUGACAGAUGUACGCCGGGUCCCUGUCAGAACGGAGGGACCUGCAUCAAUAACGAAGAGUCCUACACCUGCUUAUGUCUUCCUCAGUUCAUGGGACUCAACUGUGAGUUCGAGCAGCAGACGGAGUCGGACAGUUGUCUGCUGGAGAACGGAGGCUGUGAUCAUUUCUGCGAUGAAGACGCGUUUGGACGAAGGCUAGCAUGUUCAUGUGCUGAUGGUCACAAACUGGACACAGAUGGACGGAGCUGCAUCUCUAAAGCACCAAUAGCGUGCGGCACGGUCCCCGUCCUACAGAAAGUAACCAAAGACAUGCAUCUGCUGAGGAUUGUGGGGGGAACCGAAUGUCCGAAAGGUGAAUGCCCCUGGAUGGUUUUGCUGACGUACAAAGGCAAAGGUUUCUGUGGAGGAGUGAUUUACAAACCGACAUGGAUCCUCACAGCAUCUCACUGCCUGGAGAACACCAACCCACAGUUCCUGAAAGUGGUUGCAGGUGAACACGACAUCUUGGUCAACGAGUCCACUGAACAGGUCAUCCAAGUUGUAGAGAUCAUCAUGCAUGAGAAUUACGUGACCAGUACCGUUGACAACGACAUCGGCCUCCUACGCUUAGCGUCUCCCAUAGUUUACUCGCCGUACGCGGUCCCGAUCUGCCUGCCGACUCGGCCGCUGGCUGAACGUGACCUCUGGGCGGUGGACCUGCACACGGUGAGCGGCUGGGGCAGGCGGGGCGAGAACGGGCCCACCUCCGACGUGCUCAGGCGUACCAAGGUGCCCCGCAUCCGGAAGCAGACCUGCAUGGAGCAGAGCGGCGUGCUGCUCACCGAGAACAUGUUCUGUGCCGGGUACUGGGACGGUCGGAUGGACUCGUGUAAAGGCGACAGCGGCGGCCCGUUGGUGACGAAGUUCAAGAAGACGAACUUCCUGCUAGGGAUCGUCAGCUGGGGGAAGGGCUGCGCCCGACCAGGCAACUACGGCAUCUACACCCGAGUGUCCAACUACCUGGAGUGGAUCCAGAACCGAACAGCAACACCAGCGCAGAGUGGAAACACCACAGAAACUGUCCCUAGCUCUGCCACUGUACCUGUACAGUAACCUGAAUCAUUUAUCCAAACAGAUGGAGAGUAAACUGAAAAAGUGACUUCCUGUCUACAGGUGCCACAUGCAAACUUAACUUAAAUUAACAGCAAUAAUAAAAUGGAGGUUAAAAUAUAUAUAAGGAAGCAAAAAUAUUUAGCUCCUAUGUAACCAGCAAGCCAAAUUUAAAAUAUUUAUUUUGUAAACUAAAUGUUUGCAUUUAGUUCUACAGUUAGCUUGCUAACUAUUUAACUAUCACAUUUUUUAGGUUGUAUCCAAAUAUUUAGUUAACAAAAUAUUUGUUUAAUCUAAUGUUCAGCUUGUUGAAAUAUUUAGCAGGACAACUAAAUAUUUUGAUUGCUAACUAAAUAUUUAGUUUGCUAAUUGAAUAUUUAGCUUGGUAACAGAAGUAUUUAGCUUACUAUUUAAUUAGCAAGCUAGAUAUUUAGCUUGCUUUAUGUCAUUCAUUUGUUUAAAUGAGUUAAUAAAGAAAAUAUUCUAUAA